CUUUAUUUUACAUUACUUGGACAUGCCGAAAGUUCCUCAAUUUUUUUUACACCACUUUACCUGGGUUAUCAGAUAAAAUGUAGUACAUUUAAUCCAAAAACAAAUUGAUAAAACCUCGUACAACCGCAGUUAACAUAUACGUAAACAAACCUAUGAAAUCGCAGACAAAAUAGAAUUUUGAUUCAAGCCCAUUUACACUUAUGAACCCCUUUAUUAUGUUUCAUUAUUUAUCGACUAUUUUCUAAUUUUAGCUUUUAAUUGUGUUUCAGCAUUGACUACAAAGAUUUGUGUAAGAUCAAGAAGGGAGUCUGAAAAAGAUGGUAUUUUUAUAGGAUAUUUAUAAUAUCAAAGGGGAUUUAGCAUGCAAACCAAUUUGGAUAUGAAAAAGAAGCAGAAGAAGCAGGGUGAUAAAGAAUCUAACAAGAAGGAGAAUCCUUAUGCAAACUGGACUCAAGAGGAGGAUGGUAUACUAAAAGAUCAGAUUGGAAUUCAUGGAACUGAAAAGUACACACCCCCAUUACGUGGAUGAUUAUUGCAUCAAAAUUAAAGGGAAAAACAACAAGACAAUGCAGAAGAAGAUGGUUCUCUUAUUUGAAUGCUGAUGUCAAGAAAGGUGUGUGGUCACCGGAUGAAGACAAGGUAUUGUGUGAGACCCAAAAAAUGUUAGGGAACAGAUGGACAGAAAUAGCAAAGGUGAUUAGAGGCAGAACUGAUAAUGCUGUGAAAAAUCGUUUCUCUGCACUCUGCCGGAAGAGAGAAACAUAUGCAGCAUUAGCAAAAGAGAACAACAUUCCAUACAUUGAUCCAAAUAACAUUAGGAAUAUUUCCCAUCAUGGUCAUGAUACAGCUGCAACGUCAGAAUCUACAGUACCCGUUAAAAGCAUGAGAUCACAUUUGCAAAAUGGAAUUUCAACGAAUCCGCAGCCAAGAACACUGUUUGCUGAAUUAGCUCAAAACUCCAAUAAUGUAAACAAUCUGCAAGGCACGUGCCAUGUUUCCAAUGCUAAAUCUAACAGUUCCGGCCAGUAUAACAACAGUCAAGGAACAUUCCUCAAAGAGGAUGUUUUGAAGAUAAGGGCAUGUGGACAGACAGAAUUUCUAAGUUCACUAGCUCAAAAAGUUGAAAUAGAGAACAUUAAAAAAAUAUGGAUGGUUCUUCAAGAGUUUCCGAACAGAACAAAAGGAUCAGAUAUUGUUAGACAUAAAAUUCAAGAUUUACCGCCUGUAAUUCUUAAAGAUAUGGUUGAGGAAUUGAAGAGUAGUAAUGACAGAGGCCAUCCCUGCUCGAGGAAAAUAAACGAAGACUCUCCAGGAAGUUCGGAAUACAGUACAGUAUCAACUCUGCUGUCUCAGUCAAAUGGUGAUAACGUGGAAAGGUCAUUGCAUCAGGAUAUUGGAACUCAAAUGAAAGCUACACAAUUCAUAGUUAAAAAAGAAGUGAUUGAAGAUGUGAAAGGGGUUCUUUAUACUGGAAAAGUAGAACAAGCAGAUAUGUUGGAUUACUGUAACGAACAGAUAAACGAUCACUACGUUGUGUCUGCUUCACCAAAAAUGGAAUUCAGUUCCCCUCUUCAAGUGACCCCUAUUUUCAGAUCCUUGGCUGCAGGAAUUCCCAGCCCAGAAUUUUCUGAAAGUGAAAAGUACUUCCUAAAGAAAACACUAGGAGUGGAGUCUCCAUCCAUCAAAACAACUUUCAACCCGUUAAAAUCGCCACCAUGCAAAAGAGCCCUUCGAUAUAAUUUAUGAUUCAUUUGAGAUACAAAUAUUCAAAUGUAAUCUCUAUCUCAUCUGACAUACAAAAGAGCCCCAUGUCGGAGUCCUUUGUUCUUAUCCUUGGCAAUUUGGUAUUUGAAGAUUUUCUCAUGCUCAUUUGAGAAUGAUUGUAAUCUGUCUUUAAGUUUUGAAAGGCAUGUGCUACCAAAGAAUGUUAUGAUUCAUUCUUGUAGCAUCAUCCCUUUCUUCCUCUCUUGUCUCAAAAUUACCUUUUUGAUGCUUGCACAAAAUAUUUGUGUGCUUAGUGUAUCAUUCUAUGGUUGUCUUUUUUUGAUAUUGUUCUGGGUUUGGGUUUGUUUUUCUCCAAUCCAGCUUUUUCUCAUUUCUUUUCUUUUUUUGUAGAGUCUGUUGUGUAAUCAUUAGCAUCAUGAGCAUGGGUACAUAAACAUUUUGCCUAUCCUACUAAGCCUAUGUUUGGUUUAGCGUUGAAGCCGUGUGGCAACAAUGUGGAAUUGGACUUUUCCGAACACAUGCUUACGUAGAAUAUGGAGAGAAAAGAGUUGAACAGGAUAAGCAGUGGCAACUUGGAUUCUUAUGUUAUUUUGGGUUUAGGGUUAGGAUUCACAUGUAAUGAACACUUUUCCCCCUGUUGGCUUUGAUGUACUGAAACUUUAAUAUAAUAGAGUGGAAUUGCAUUUUGGUUUUGGUGGGUA
This is a messenger RNA of Cicer arietinum (chickpea), 2426 nucleotides long. RefSeq names its product transcription factor MYB88-like. Gene Ontology annotation, molecular function: RNA polymerase II cis-regulatory region sequence-specific DNA binding; DNA-binding transcription factor activity, RNA polymerase II-specific. Gene Ontology annotation, biological process: regulation of DNA-templated transcription. Lineage: Eukaryota; Viridiplantae; Streptophyta; Magnoliopsida; Fabales; Fabaceae. The record is from RefSeq and is a predicted model, not a curated record. Gene Ontology annotation, cellular component: nucleus.